CAUCAAUCCACUGAACACAACAUGACAGCCGUAGAUACGGAAGAUGAUACGAAGUGGAAAAGCGGGGUUCUUUCUGCCUUGUCGGGCAUCGGCAAAAAAGAAAGCGUCAAGGUAAAAAAACUUCGUAAACUGGUCCUGCUCUCGCUGCAGAUGGACGAGGAUGAUAAGGUAGCCAAGAAGGAGUUCAAGCGUGUUGUCAAGGCCCUGGAAGACGAUGGGGAACUGAAAAUUGAUGCCGAAGGACUUGUCAAAUUGAAAAAAUCGAGCGGGAAGAAGCGCAAAUCCAAAGGAGAGACUUUAGCAGAAUGCACGAAAAAGCAAAAGCACAGCGAUAACAACAACGACAAAAGCGACGAAACCCAACCAGGUCAACCCUCAGAACAGGAAGAAGCUUCUCCCGAAGAAAAGAAUAAGCCCUGCCAAGGGAAUCCUUCCGGGGUGACUCGCCUGUUUCUUGGAAAUUUGCCAUUCGCUGUCGAUGAAGCAUCUUUGGAAGCAUUUCUGCCAGCUCACGUGACACACAUUAAGUGGAUUACUGACAAGGAAACGGGCAAAUUUUAUGGAUCCGCAUUUAUUGAAAUGGAAACGUCAAUAUCGGCGGCAAAGGCUGUUGCAAUGGCGGGGUCGCAACUCAUGGGACGUCCCCUAAAAGUCAAUUUUGCCCCUUCUCGACCAGGCGACAUUUGGCCUCCAGUCAAAAAGGUGAUUUCAGGUGGCAGUACGGGACAAGCGGGUGGGUCAGGUAUCAAGGCCAUGAGUGAAAAACCCGAAACCUGUACUAAAUUGUUCGCCGGGAACUGCUCGUACGAAAUUGAUGAUGAUGCAAUUACGAAAUUCUUUGGCAAUGUCGAAUCGGAGGUCAAAGCCGUGCGCUGGCUACAUCACAAAGAUUCGGGCGACUUCAAAGGAUGUGGUUACGUCGAGUUUUGGAACACGGAAGCCUGCGAAAAAGCAGCUACUCUGAACGGCAAAACUCUGCUAGGCCGCCCUAUCCGCUUGGACUGGGCCGAGUAA
This is a messenger RNA of Phaeodactylum tricornutum CCAP 1055/1, 1014 nucleotides long. RefSeq lists its product with no specific name. The transcript has 2 exons. The record is from RefSeq and is a predicted model, not a curated record. Bases 22 to 1014 code for a protein of 330 amino acids. NCBI's taxonomy places the organism in Eukaryota, Bacillariophyta, Bacillariophyceae, Surirellales, Neidiaceae. Gene Ontology annotation, molecular function: RNA binding.